Molecule: messenger RNA, 2180 nt
Organism: Carya illinoinensis
Lineage: Eukaryota; Viridiplantae; Streptophyta; Magnoliopsida; Fagales; Juglandaceae
Product: F-box/LRR-repeat protein 17
Exons: 11
Coding region: 97-1878 (593 amino acids)
Molecular function (GO): protein binding
Source: RefSeq, a predicted model, not a curated record
CCUUUCCCGACCAGUCCCUCUCAGAGUCGCCGCGCCUAAUUAUAUGUUACCCAUCUCGCACUCGCACACACUCCCUCUCAAUCUCGCGCGGUCGCUAUGCAGCAUCACAACCUCCACCGUAACGAAUCGCCAUUAACCCCUGGGAGUCCGACCACUCCAUGCUGCGACGCCACCAUAGCCGCCGAGCGCAAGCGGUUGAAGAAGCGUGGAAGUUAUAACUGUGGCCGCUGUGGCCUCCCUAAGAAGGGUCACUCCUGCCAUGUCGGUAGCCCCACCGUCUCCAUAGACAGCACCCCAAUGCACGCCGAUUCAUCCGCCCUGUAUUCCAUGUCCCCCACGCUGCCCCCGCCACCGCGUCAGCCCUAUUCUCAUCUCCGCCGCGCGCUCUCAUUCGACGAUGACGUACGCGGCGGAUUCCAGGAGCCCGAGACAGAAGAGGACGAGGAGGACUUGGACCUCGGCCAUAGAUUUCCGGAUCCGGAGUCUGACGGUUUCCCGGCGGGUUGUUUGUGGGAGAUACUGAAGAGGUUGCCGCCGGCGGGGCUAUUGGGGGCGGCGAGGGUGUGCAAGGGGUGGAGGGAGACGGCGAGGAGGUUAUGGAGAGCGGCGGAGGAGCUCAGGCUUAGGGUUCCGGCUAGGUCUCAGGUCGGAUCUGUGUUACAGAAAUGCCCAGGACUCGUGAGACUCUCUCUAAGAAUGGAAAGUGAUGUAGAUGCAACAAUGCUAGCGUGCAUUGCAUUCUCUUGCCCUAAUCUCGAAUUUAUGGAGAUCUUGAAAUCUGAAGCUGCGAUAAAUCGGAUCUCUGGCGAUGAAUUGGGGAGAUUUGUUGCGGAUAAGCGAUGCCUCAAAAGUCUUAAGAUGGAAGGAUGUUCUAAUCUUGGGGGUUUUGUUCUUUGUUCGUCCAGUCUUUCAACUCUUUGGCUUUCAGAUCUAUUCUCCCUCUCUAAGACGGUUUUUAACUGCCCAAAUCUGAAAGAGAUUUCCCUUGAAUUUUCUUGCCAACAAAAUGAUAGUACCGAUCUGAUUACGAUGGUUGAUGGUGUGGGAAGGAAUUGCCCAAGGCUGCAAAACAUACACAUUGCAUCAGUUCGGCUUUCUCAUUCUGUUGUGCUUGCUCUUACAGCUGCAGAGCUCAGGUGGUUGCGAAUGCUUUCACUUGUUCUUGGAUCUGAAAUCACUGAUGCAUCUGUUGCUGCCAUUGCUUCAAGCUAUCCAGACUUAGAAUUGCUUGACCUAAGCGGAUCAAGCAUCAGUGAUAGCGGCAUUGGAAUGAUCUGCAAUGUGUUCCCUGAAACACUUUCAAGGCUUCUACUUGCUCUUUGUCCUAAUGUUACUUCAAGUGGCAUUCAGUUUGCCACAGCUCAGUUGCCUCUUCUUGAACUCAUGGAUUGUGGCAUGACCAUUUGUGAUCCUAAUUCUGAAAAUUCAGUCCCUGAUGAAAGCAAUGAUUGCGAAAUAAAAAACACUUCAAACACCCAACUACACCUUAUUCACCAGAAGCUAAUUAUCAAGCACAACCGGCUGAAGAAACUCAGUUUGUGGGGUUGUUCUGGCUUAGAUGCUCUAUAUUUAAACUGCCCAGAACUGAAUGAUUUGAAUCUGAACUCUUGCAAGAAUUUACAUGCAGAGAGAUUGUUACUUCAGUGCCCUAAUUUAGAAAGUGUGCAUGCAUCGGGUUGUCAAGAGUUGUUGAUUGGAGCCAUUGAAAGUCAGGUCAAGAAUAACUUCUCUGCUAUGGAAAAUGUAUUACCAUCAUGUAAACGUUUAGCUGACGGGUCCAAAAGGGUUCGAGUUCCUCAUUUUCUCAGUGCACAGUCAUACGAGGAUGACAAGAAGCCGAGGUUCGAGAGACGACAUUGUAAUGUUCUUGUGAGCUGACCACAUGUAUUCCCCUGACAUUUACAUUAGUGUAGACAUGGUGCGAUCUCGCCUAUAUUGUUAUGUUAAUUUCCCGAGGCUGUGUGGCCCUCGUGUAUUCAAACAGUUUAUUAUUGUUCCCAAAUCAUGCUAGGAAUUGGUUCCUUGUAGAGUUGCCUUUCCCUCCGAGAAAAAGGGGAAAACAAGAGGAAAAACUAACUGUAGUAGUCUCAAUCUCCAAUCAUUAUUGGAAAGAAACAUUGGCUGACCAUUGGACUUGUCAGUUCCUUCUCUCUCAAAUAAAGAUCUUAAUAAUUUUUACA